Molecule: messenger RNA, 2103 nt
Organism: Bursaphelenchus okinawaensis
Lineage: Eukaryota; Metazoa; Nematoda; Chromadorea; Rhabditida; Aphelenchoididae
Source: the annotation of a GenBank genome assembly
AUGUUUAAGCCUACGCUGAUCCGGCAGACAGCCAGGACCUUGAGCACUCGGUUGUGCUCAACUUCAAACGGCUUAGACUUCCGUAAGUUAUCAAAAAACAUUUGAAAGUGUCUGUGAUUGAAAACACGUUUCAUUUGUUAUCAUUCUCGAUGUUUUUCAACGUGAUUGUACUUUGUAACACGCACUUUGAGCUUGUGAGCUUCGAAAAGGGCUGUGACGUACAUUUUUUGGAAGUUUCAGAAAAAUAUUUUUUUAAUAUUUUGAUGUAAACUUUUUUUAGGUUAAUAGGUAAUUAGAUAUCUUGUUUGUAUUAACAUAUAUAAGCCCUGAUUUAUAUGUCAAUAAAAAUUUAUAUUAAUUGUCUUCAGAGCUCACCGAUGACCAACGCCAACUAAAACAAGCUGUAGAUCAGUUCGUGAAACAAGAGGUAAUCCCAGUCGCCGCCGAAUAUGAUCGUACUAUGGAGUUUCCAUGGGAUGUGAUCAAAAAGGCCCAUGCUAAUGGAUUCAUGAACCUCGAUUUACCUCAAGACAUUGGAGGCUUGGAUAUGGACUUGGUAUCUAACUCGAUCGUCGCUGAAUCCAUGGGCUAUGGUUGUACUGGAAUUGGCACUGCUUUGAAUGCAAAUGACUUGGCUUGUACUCCGUUGUUGUUGGCUGGUAGUCAGGAGAUCAAGAAGAAGUUCCUCGGGAGAUUAGUCGAAGAACCUUUGGUUGCGGUAUGUUGUUUUAUUAGUUUUUUGUUGAUUUAGGUAGCUGAUGAAGAAUAUUUUGAAGGUAGAUGAGGAAAACGUGGAGUUAUAAUAGAGAAAUGUGUCUAAAAUUGAAAAACAUUGAGUUUUAAUGUUUGGAAAUGUCGUUUAGAAUGUUAGGACCUUUAUUUAGUUUACAAAUAAUGCGUUAUGACAGCAAAUUUAAUAUUUUAGCUCAUAAAAUGAUCAAAUAUAGCUGUUUUUGAGUAUAAAGGAUAACAAAACUGUAAAGUCAGCAAAUCUAAAUUUAACUUACCGUUUACAGUCCUACUGUGUAACCAAGCCAAUUUUCAGUCAUACUGUGUAACCGAACCAAACGCCGGCUCAGACGUCGCCGGAGCCAAGACAAAAGCCUUGAAGAAAGGAGACGAAUGGAUUCUGAACGGUUCCAAAAUGUGGAUCACUAACGGCGGCUACGCUUCAUGGUACUUCGUAUUGGCUCGUACUGAUCCGGACCCAAAAACUCCAGCCAGCAAAGCCUUUACCGCUUUUGUGGUCGAAGGUGACACUCCAGGCUUGACUCGAGGCAAAAAAGAAGUUAACAUGGGCCAAAGAUGCUCAUCUACUGUUGCGAUAACCUUUGAGGAUGUUCGAGUACCAAACUCACAGGUUUUGGGCGAAGUUGGCAAAGGCUUCUUGGUGGCCAUGAAGACGUUCGACAAAACUCGACCAUUGGUCGCGGCUAUGGCUGUGGGAUUGGCGUCGAGAGCUUUGGACGAGGCAUCGAAGUAUUCGUUGGAGAGAAAGACGUUUGGAGCUCCAAUUGCUAUGGUGAGAGAGGGAAAAUGCUGUUGUUAUAGUUUAUUUGGAUAUGAUUUUUCGAUUUUUAAUUUUGCAUUGGUUUAAAAUCUACGGGGGACCAAGUUCAAUUUUUUCAAUUUUUUUUGAAUUUCGAAAAUUUUUUAAAAAUUUUUAUUUUUGGAACAAGAUUGUUUAUACAGCUAAGAUUUUACCUGUUUUGUCUAUCCUGAACCUCGUUUCUUUCAAACAUCCACUUUCAGCACCAAGGAGUAGCUUUCAUGAUUGCCGACAUGGCCGUUCAAGUCGAACUAGCCCGCUUAAUGACCUACAGAGCCGCCGACUACGUAGACUCGGGUCGCCCAGGCUCCUACUACGCCUCAAUUGCCAAACUCUUCGCGGCCGAUGCGGCCAAUCAAAUCGCCUCAAACGCGGUUCAAGUCUUUGGUGGAAACGGCUUUAACACUGAAUAUCCGGUCGAAAAACUGAUGCGUGACGCCAAAAUCUUCCAAAUCUAUGAAGGUACCUCACAAAUCCAACGGGUUGUCAUUGCAAAACAGCUAUUGCAACGCGUCAAAGAAACUGGCACGGCUGUGGAGUUUAUGGAUAAUUAG